AUGUCAUCCCAUUUUCACUCUAGAAUCGAAUUCAUUGAUGAGAUUUGUAAUUUUUUUGUAGUUCCUUCGUAUGACAUAUUUGUUGGGAAUGUGAACGAUAUUAUACCUGGUAAACUUUUUUGUGGCUUUGGGAAUGUCCCACUUAGCUUGGGAAGAAGAUCUGUUUUGCUGAAAGUUGUAAAUAAGGCAGACAGGCCUAUUCAGGUUGGGAGUCAUUAUCAUUUUAUUGAAGUGAACCCAUACUUGUUUUUUGAUAGAAGAAAAGCUUAUGGGAUGAGAUUAAAUAUACCAGCAGGAACAGCUAUUCGAUUUGAGCCAGGUGAUGCCAAGGUUGUUAAUCUUGUCAGCAUUGGUGGAAAGAAGGUUAUCAGAGGUGGAAAUGCAAUUGCGGAUGGUCAACUCGGUAUUGUCCAGCUUGAUAUGGUCUUGGAAGAUAUUAAAGCACGGGGAUUUGGAAAUAUAGAUCAGCCUGAUGCCAGUGAAGGCGUCACUGGAGAUAAUUCUGUCUUCACCAGUGAAAUAUCACGUGAAAAUUAUGCAAACCUGUAUGGACCAACUACUGGCGACAAGUUACGGCUUGGCGACACUGAGUUGUAUGCAGAAAUAGAAAGAGACUUUGCCGUUUAUGGUGAUGAAUGUAUAUUUGGUGGUGGAAAAGUUCUACGUGAUGGGAUGGGACAAGCUUCAGGCUAUCCAUCUUCCUCCUGUCUAGAUAUGGUCAUCACAAAUGCUGUAAUCAUCGAUUAUACUGGAAUAUACAAAGCAGAUAUUGGCAUCAAAGGAGGUAUUAUAGUUGAUAUUGGAAAGGCUGGGAACCCUGAUAUUAUGGAUGGUGUAAACUCAAGUAUGAUUGUCGGGGUGAAUACAGAAGUUAUUGCUGCAGAGGGCAUGAUUAUAACUGCGGGAGGUAUAGAUUGUCAUAUCCACUUCAUAUGUCCUCAGUUGGCUCUAGAGGCAAUAUCAAGUGGUAUCACGACAUUGGUGGGAGGUGGGACAGGGCCUGCUUAUGGUACUCGUGCAACCACCUGUACACCUGCGCCAUUCCACAUGCAAAUGAUGCUACAGUCAACUGAUGAUUUGCCAAUAAAUAUUGGUUUCACUGGCAAGGUUUGUGGAUCAAGUAUGAAUGAUUAUUAUGUUCCUACUAAUUUAUAUUUUGCUUCAUUUCUAUGUUUUAGUGGACUUUUUCUGAACCCCAUUUGAGCAUGGGUGAGUUAGGCCGAGUCUAGAAGAU
This is a messenger RNA of Dendrobium catenatum, 1234 nucleotides long. RefSeq names its product urease-like. The transcript has 7 exons. Lineage: Eukaryota; Viridiplantae; Streptophyta; Magnoliopsida; Asparagales; Orchidaceae. The record is from RefSeq and is a predicted model, not a curated record. The coding region runs from base 1 to 1203 and encodes 400 amino acids. Gene Ontology annotation, biological process: urea catabolic process. Gene Ontology annotation, molecular function: urease activity; nickel cation binding. Gene Ontology annotation, cellular component: urease complex.